Messenger RNA from Leptidea sinapis, 6010 nucleotides. Its product is annotated as E3 ubiquitin-protein ligase RNF25. Gene Ontology annotation, molecular function: protein binding; ubiquitin protein ligase activity. Gene Ontology annotation, biological process: protein ubiquitination. The record is from RefSeq and is a predicted model, not a curated record. NCBI's taxonomy places the organism in Eukaryota, Metazoa, Arthropoda, Insecta, Lepidoptera, Pieridae. The transcript has 7 exons. Gene Ontology annotation, cellular component: nucleus. The coding region runs from base 166 to 1140 and encodes 324 amino acids.
UGAUUUUUAGCUUGAUUCGUCGCGAUUCGCGAAGCGAAGUGCGAAUUGUAAAGACCAGCUGGUUGCUGCAGCGACUGCAUUGCGCCUGCUUGAACUUAUUGCAAUUAAUAAUAUCUGAGGUCCCGGAAUAUUACGCCCUAGUCUAGUUAGCAAGGCACUCCUACCAUGUCAGUCGCUACAUUGGACGAACGGGUGUACGAGGAGCUUCAAGCUCUUGAGGCCAUAUUCGCACCAGAUUUGACGAUCAAUCGUGAGGAUGGCAUCCCGAAGACCAUUAAAAUGAAUAUUGUCCCAUAUACUGGCGAUAACAUUGAUGAACAGUACGUCCGUCUCACCCUCGAGAUCAAAUUGUGUCCGGAUUAUCCUGAGAAGAGUCCUCAAGUCACCAUGAAAAAUCCUCGAGGGCUGGAUGACAGAAUAAUUUCACGUAUCCACCGCGAUAUAAAAGGAAAACUAAAUGCCAAUAUUGGGCAUUUGAUUGUUUAUGAACUUAUAGAGAUGGUGAGGGAAUGUUUGACCCAGUCCAACCUGCCCCAGGGCCAGUGUGUUAUCUGCCUCCACGGCUUCAAAAACGGGGACAUUUUUACCAAGACCCAAUGCUUCCAUUAUUUUCAUAACUACUGUCUUGGCAAGCACUUAAUUUCUGGCAAGAAGUAUUAUGAAGAGGAACUGGAUAAGCUGCCUUCUUGGCAGCGGGUUGAAGCCAAACCCUAUCAGCAAACUUGUCCAGUCUGUCGUUCCACAGUCCAGUUCAAAGUGGAUGAUCUGAAGACGGCACCACCUCCCCUUGAGUCUCUUGAUGCGCAGCCAUUCCAACUCACUGAUGAAAUCAAGGAAAUGCAAGAACGGAUGCAAGCAUUGAUGGCUCACCAGAUCUCUCGUGGUGGAGUCAUCGGAGUUGGAGACUUGGAGCCACCGCCGCUCAUCAUCACUGACCCUGCUGAAGUUGAGGAGCCAAAGUCGUCUUCGAGUGGUGCUCAGAACGUAGCCACGCCAGAGACAUCUAGCGGCGCCCGUGAUGGAGCUAACUCGGCAAGUGCUGCAACUGCGUCCGUCACGCGUCCUCCUUACUGCGGCCCGUAUCGUGGCUUCAAUCGUCGUGGAAAGCCAGGCCGCCGUGGCCGUGGCGGUGCGCGGUGACCCGAUUUACAAAUAAUACUCACUUGUUUACCCUAGCCACCUCCCAUCGUCAAACGCCCCGCCUACACUUUUGUUCUGCCAGCUCACAAUAACUUUCACCAUCACUCAUAUGUUACGUUCUCUCGGUUACACUCCUUUAGUGUGACAAGAAUACUUUCACACCCAAAUGAUUACAGCUAUUGGAAUCGUCUACAAUAUGGCUCCUAUACUAUUACUCUUGGUCUUAUCAAUUCUAACUUUCAAAUGUUCUGUAAGCUCCGAAUGAUAAUUUGUAUCAUUAUUUUCUCCUCAACUCACAACCAUGAAUCGUUACAUUCUGACUCAAUAAACAAAAAUAAUUUAAAAAAAAAAUUUAACUAUCCUCAUUCGUAUAAUAGAGCAGUAACUAUGCUAAGGUGGUUUAUUUUAAAAUUAUCAAAGAUAUUAUCCAAGAUUGUAAUAAAACGUGGAAAGCACUGCUUUAAUUUGAGAGUCUAUAUAUACGGCUUAAGGCGAAAAUUACUUUCGAAGUGUAUUUAUACGGAGGCGAGAAUCGAUUGUGUGCUAUUAAUAAGUUCCUAUACAGGGUCCCUUUUACGUUAACCGACUAAAGUCGGAUUUAUCACAGACUGACGAAUUACCAUAUACGUACGUUUUUGUACACAAUUAUGUUGAAUUUAGACAUUUGUAACGAUACGCAUUUGUAUAUUUUCACGCCAUAUGUUUUGUAUUAGAUAAAUACAUUUAAACAAACGAUCGUAAAAAAAUAGAUCCUAAAAAGUAAAAGUAGAUUUAUUGUUUAUCUAAAGGACUUUUUUAAAGUACUUUCCACUAGUACCAAAAGGUGCACUAUAUCUACUAAAGUUGCUUUUUAUUGCGUUCUGUAUAGGUUUUUAUAAUUGCACAAAUCGAUUUAAGGUUCUGUUUUCAUUAAACUACAAAAUUCAUACCCGCCGCAUAGGUUACGAAUUUUGUCUCCCAAUCGAAUUGCAUAAUAAUAGUACAAUAUAAAUAAAUAACCAAAUAUUUGUAAAAUAGUUUUAAGUAUUUUACUCUCACUACCGUUUGUCUCCUAGAGGUCACCGAGAUUACGGUAUGCACUGACCAUUUCAAGGGUAACAUACCUGACAUAAUCCCCAGUGUGUUCUAGUCAAUCCAGUCAUCCAUACUCUGUCUUCUUGGUCGCGUUCUUCAUUUCUGGAGGAAGGUGGUAGGUUUUCGUUACGUUGGUCACUAAAACCUUCCACUCCUUUCGGUCCUCGUGCUUCCUUGUUGCGGUCUUCAGUGGUAGGCCAGUGAGUGUCUUGACCUGGUCCGACCAGCACGGCGGCUAGGUGAUCGCGUGGUAUUUUGCCCUCCACCUUGCCUAUGACUGUCAGUUUAUGUAAAUUGCUGGGAAGACUUAUUUAAAUAAAACACUUUUAAAGGAUUAAAACGCGUGUAAUUGAAACUGUUUUUACAUUAGAUUUUUGCGUAAAAGUUACAUUUUUAUUUUCUUUAGCCCGACGUUUCAAGAUCUUUCCAGAUCUCGUUUUCAGGGGGACUGCAGAUGAAAUGAGUCAAAGAUUUUAUUUGUCAUAGUUGUCAUUAUAAAGUUUAGCGCCAUUUAUUUCCUCGGAGGUGGUAUUUGCUGUAUAUAGGUAUACAAAGAAAAUACCACUGGAAAGACGUCGAACAAUGUGGCCAAAAUACCCCAAAAUCUUUUGACAGCAAAUUGUGGACAAUCUAGUGCCAAUUAAUUCCCCUUUAUAUGACCAAACCUUUUCAGCAUACCCUUUCCACAAAAUCGAAUGUAACUCAAUGUUUAGGUGCAGUUUUUUGUUAAUCAUCAGCUUUUAUUACCUUCAUGCGUUUCUAAGUGGAAUGGUUUUAACAGACAUAGAGAAUGAAGUAAUUCUAUCAGGGUUACUAUUAUCACUCAAUUAACCCUAAAAUGGUUCAGGGAUAUCAUAGCUACAUAACGAAGUUAAAAUAUCUGAGCUUUAAUCUAAAAAAAAUGAUUUGGUUUAAAAUUUCACUUUAGAAUGUUUUUAACGAUUCAUGGUUGUGUGUUGUAAGUAUUACGUAUGAUAAAUGUGUUAUAAUGUCCAGUCAUUGUUUCAAUGUUAAAUAUUCAUGUGUUUUAAGAAGUAUGAGGAUUGUGAAGCUAAUAGGUAUGUUUUCUAUGUACUUCUCUUACAUUAUGAUAGUCUGGGAUGCUGUCUCCACCUGUGUUAGACCUUGUCUACAUACAGCGAACGAAACUCCUUCUCUUUUACUCGCCUCGUGACGCAUACUGUUUCUCUUUUGCUUCUUAAUUAGUUUGCCUUCGUUCGUUAUAUCUGUACUCGGCCUUAGAGACAAAUAUAAUCAGAGAUACAAGGAGUGAUGGGUCAUUGUUUGAAAUUCUUCUUAUUUCCAACAACACUACUGAUUCUAAAAUAGAAAACUGUAUGUAUUGUCAAACAUUUUAAUCUCAGCAAACAGAAGUAUAUAUUUAUUUAUUAAUAUGGUUUUUCGGUGUGGUUACCGACUAGUUUCGGACCAUUCGGAGGUCCUUCAUAAUAAGCAGUGGGUUCGCGAUAACGUCCCGUCUCUUACAUCGGACUUGUGCUCGUAGUGCGCGGUUGAUGACGAGCACGGUAUCACUGACACUUUAUCAUUAUUGGUGUCCACGGGUGCACAAAAUGUACUCACAAUGUCCACUACGUGAUCAUCGGCACUAUAAUCAUAGUACCCACACCGAUAAAUCGUGAGUAAAGCCGUAUUAAUAAAUAAUUUAACAAUGUCUCACGAAAGUUUUCAUAAUUUUAAAGUAUAAAUUUCUUCUUUCGAAGGUGGGCAGCGGCACAAAUAUAAUUAUAAAGUAUCUUUUAAAUUAAGUUACAAUUCUGUGACGAUACCUAGUCAACCUAGAUUCCAGGUAAAUGUUUAAUGUUAGUCUGUAAAAUGCCGUAUUCUUAAAAUUGAUUGGGUGAAUGAAAGUAAUGAUAAUUUAAAUGUAAAUGGAAGCUGUGCGAUCAAUAUUCCGCACUAUAAAGUUUGUUAAUGCAAGUUGCGUGUAUCUAUGUAAUGCAGUGUGAAGUUGGUUAAUGCAAGUUGCGCGUAUCUAUGUAAUGCAGUGUGAAGUUGGUUAAUGCAAGUUGCGCGUAUCUAUGUAAUGCAGUGUGAAGUUGGUAAAUGCAAGUUGCGCGUAUCUAUGUAAUGCAGUGUGAAGCUUUUUAAUGCAAGUUGCACGUAUGUAUGUAAUGCAGUGUGAAGUUGGUAAAUGCAAGUUGCGCGUAUCUAUGUAAUGCAGUGUGAAGUUGGUUAAUGCAAGUUGCGCGUAUCUAUGUAAUGCAGUGUGAAGUUGGUUAAUGCAAGUUGCGCGUAUCUAUGUAAUGCAGUGUGAAGUUGGUAAAUGCAAGUUGCGCGUAUCUAUGUAAUGCAGUGUGAAGUUGGUAAAUGCAAGUUGCGCGUAUCUAUAUAAUGCAGUGUGAAGUUGGUUAAUGCAAGUUGCGCGUAUCUAUGUAUUGCAGUUUGAAGCUGGUUAAUGCAAGUUGCGCGUAUCUAUGUAUUGCAGUGUGAAGUUGGUAAAUGCAAGUUACGCGUAUGAUGUUAGUCAAUAGAAUAAUAAAAUUUAAAAAAUAAAUGAAUAUUUCGAGCUGUGAAGCUACUAAGUAGACGUUGCGCACAACAAUAUGUGAAGUUUGUCAAUGCAAGUUGCGCGUGUUAUAUUUAUUUUGAAGAUCUCACUUCACUAGAUGACGCUUACUACAAUUUGAAAAUAUAUGGAUGGUAAUUAAUAGUUUAAGAAUACCGUAGUUUUAUUCAUGUACAAGUUUCUUCAUGCGAAACAUCUUUCUCUAAACUGGAUAUAAAUACAAUCGGCCUUACGAAUAAACUUGGUAUAAAGUUAUAACUAAGCAUAAACAAAGAAUAUGCAAAAUGUUUACAAUAUCGUUGACAACACUGUCAACACAAUGAUAAUUCUGAAUCUUCUCUGAAUGACAAGCAGCCUUGCAAAUAAACGCGGGAAACGUUAUACGUCCGAAUAAACCAAUCGUAAGCAAAAUUUUGCAUUUUCUUGGUUUGUGAUUAGUUAUAACUUUAUGCCAAUUUUAUUUGUAAGGACGAAUAAGUUUUAAAUCUAAUUAUAAACUUACGCUAAUCGCUUUAUGACUGUAUUAUUAUGUUGUCUGUUAAAUCAUUUAAAAGUCACGUGAAACAACCAACAAAACUCUUCAUUGAAAUCCCAUCUUUAGACAUACUAUUUAUUUUAUUGUUGUAAAUAAAUUAAUUUAAUUUAAGUAGGUAUCUUUAACUUAUAUUAAUUCUUUUUAGUAAUAUUAACAAAUAAUUUCGUUUUUAAUAUUGUUGUAUUUAUUGAUAGUACAGUAAUUGAUUAUUUAUUGCAAGUUCGUGGCUGAUUUUAAAUAAUUUGGUAAGCGCUUUUCAAUUCGGCUUUCUUAUUCCAGUAGGAAUUACGUUAUUUAAGUAGACACAGAAAUCUAAAUAAGAAGGUAAUUAUAAUAGACAUUGCUAUUAUUUCUGUAUUGAGAAAGAUGAAUAAAUUAAAAAUAUCUGUAAAAAAAUAUGCCAUAAAUUUUAUUUAGGAAUUCGUUAUUUUCAAAUUGAUAUCCCUCACUUCUUGGGAUUAAAUAUUCAAAUUAAUUUUGUACCAAAAUUGUAGAUGGAGAUCUACAAAUUUUUUGGUAUUUUAUUGGUAUAUACAAAUAUAUUUUAUUGAUUUACGAACGUUGCGUAACUCGAACGGUUGGCUCAGUUAGUAAGAGCGCUCGGAUGAAAGCCAAGAGGUGGCGGGUUCGAAUCCCACGUCGUUCAUAAAUUUUAGUUGCAAAUUGAAUUUGUAGAAAAUUUUGCAAUUUAAUUAAAAAAAAGUUGUAUCGAUGGAAUAUAGUAAUUUUAUUGA